Penicillium alfredii is the source of this 843-nucleotide messenger RNA. RefSeq names its product mitochondrial 54S ribosomal protein uL4m. NCBI's taxonomy places the organism in Eukaryota, Fungi, Ascomycota, Eurotiomycetes, Eurotiales, Aspergillaceae. The transcript is spliced from 3 exons. The record is from RefSeq and is a predicted model, not a curated record. Gene Ontology annotation, biological process: translation. Gene Ontology annotation, molecular function: structural constituent of ribosome. Gene Ontology annotation, cellular component: ribosome. The coding region runs from base 1 to 843 and encodes 280 amino acids.
AUGCCCGGUAGCGAGAUUCUUCGGUCGCUCAGACUGCUGUCGCGCAGCUCAGGCGGUCUUCUGUCGGGACCGGAGCGAGUGACGCGAUGCCUCACACGUUCAAUGGCAACAGAAGCCCAGAUCAACACUACGACCGCCUCAUCACCCGUCCCUGGGACGGCAUGGGCCCCGACCCCUGCUCUGGUCAUGACCUACGACUUCCCUUCGAUGGAACCUGUUCGCAUGGUCGAAUACCCUGAAAAGCAUCUCCUGAUGCCCAUUCGGAAGGAUCUCCUGCACCGCGCUGUUAUUUACGAAGCCGACAUCUCCCGACAUGGUACGGCUAGCACGAAAUGGAGAGACGAUGUGAACGGCAGCCACAGGAAGCUGUACCCCAAAAGGGCUCUGGCCGUGCCCGUGCUGUCGCCCGUCCGCCGAGGUGGUGGUGUCGCCCACGGCCCUCACCCUCGCGAUUUCUCGACCGAUCUGCCUGCCAAGGUCUACGACCAGGCCUGGCGUAUUGCUCUCAGCCACCGGUUCCAGCGUGGGGAAUUGAUCGUCAUCGACAAUGAAAUUUCACUUCCCAGCGAAUCGACUCCGUUCUUAGUGAAGAAUAUUCUCGAAACAAAUGGCUGGAACUCGAGGAAGGGCCGGUCCACCUUCAUUACGGAGGAUGUUGAUCUGGAGCUGUUGGUCAAGAUGGAAAAAUUCAGCAAGCACGCCAAGCUGAUGGGCCGCACGGAUCUUGAUGUCAAGAAGCUUUUGGAGACUGGGAGAUUGAUUAUCGAGAAGAAGGCACUGGAUCGGAUCCUGAAGGCGCAUUCGCGGGAUUUGAACAACCGGCCCGCCAGGGCUCUGUACUGA